GGCCCUGGGGGACAGGAUUUGUCCUUUCCGCGGCAGCCACGGUGCUUGCGCGAAGUGGUGCCACGCAGGGCCCCCCCCCGGGCACAGGGGGUGAAGCGGGGCGCGGGGGGGGCCGCGCUCUGUCCCACAGAUGGCCGGCGGCAUCUUCUCCCCACUGGGGAGCUGCUCGGAGCUGGAGAAGGCCAACUGCCACCCGCUGGUCUGCCUGCUCUGCCAUGAGCCCUACCAGCACCCCUGCCUGCUCGACUGCUACCACAACUUCUGUGCCAGCUGCCUGCGGGGCCGCGCCAGCGACGGCCGCCUGCGCUGCCCGCUCUGCGGGCACCCCUCGGUGGUGAGGGGGGGCACAGGGCUGCCCCCCGUGGACCGGCUCCUGCAGUUCCUGGUGGACAGCUCGGCCGACAGUGAGGAGGACGUGCAGUGCGCCAACUGCGACCGGUGCUGCACCAAGGCGGAGCUGGACACCAUGUACUUCUGCAACACCUGUGGGCAGCCCCUCUGCGCCCCGUGCCGCGAGGAGACCCACCGUGCCAAGAUGUUCGCCCGCCACGAGAUAGUCUCCCUCUCCAAGCGCACCAAGGACAUCCACAAGAAGUGCCCACUGCACGAGGAGCCCUACAUCAUGUUCUCCACCGAGAAGAAGUCCAUGCUCUGCAUCAACUGCUUCAGGGACAUGCAGGGGGAGAGCCGUGCACACUGCAUCGACAUCGAGACGGCAUACAUGCAGGGCUGCCAGCGGCUGGACCAGGCGGUGAUGGCCGUGAAGGAACUGCAGACCUCCACGUGCGAGGCCAUCGUCCUCCUCAAGGCCAUGAUCGAGGAGGUGCGCAACAGUGCCAGCGAGGAGGAGGCAGCCAUCAACUCCCUCUUUGGCCGCAUGCAGGAGCAGCUCUCCGAGAGAAAGAAGACGCUCCUGAAAGCCGUGCAGAGCCAGCACGAGGAGAAGGAGAAGGCGUUCAAGGAGCAGCUUGCCCACCUCGCCUCCCUGCUGCCCACCCUGCAGGUCCACCUGGUGACCUGCUCGGCCUUCCUGAGCUCCGCCAACAAAGCAGAGUUCCUGGACCUGGGCUACCAACUGAUGGAGAGGCUGCAGAGGAUCGGCAAGCUGCCGCACCGCCUGCGGCCGGCCCAGACCAGCAAGAUCAACAGCGAGUACCGGGCAGAGUUUGCCCGCUGCCUGGAGCCCCUGCUGAUGCUCAGCCCCCGCCGCUCCGUGGUGGGCAGCGCCAGCGGCAUCGGUCCUGGCAUCGCCGGCACGAACAUGCUCCCCGGCAGCCAAUGCUCCAAGACCCUCAUGGUGCCCAGCUGCCCCCCUGCCGGCGAUAAAAUGUCCACCAGCCCCAUGGUGCGGAAGCCGACGAUGCACCGGUACAUCAGCACCAAGGUCCUGCUGGCUGAGGGCUGCGAGACCCCCUUCGCCGAGCACUGCCGCAACUACGAGAACACCUACCGGAUGCUGCAGACAGAGAUCCAGGGCCUGAAGGAUCAGGUGCAGGAGCUGCACCGUGACCUCACCAAGCACCACUCGCUCAUCAAGACAGAGAUCAUGAGCGAGAUCCUGCAGAAGUCCCUGCAGAUGGACGUGCAGAUCGCGGCUCACUACUCUGCCGUGGAGAUGAUGCGCAGCGUCUUCGAGGAGGUCUGGGAGGAGACAUACCAGCGGGUGGCAAACGAGCAGGAGAUCUACGAAGGUACUGGCGACCCCGCUCCCCCGGCCCCAAACCCCCCGCUGCAGGAGCCCCGGGAGCCCAAGGAGGAACAGGCACAGAUGCUGCUCAAGAUCUGCGACGACAGCGAAGCUGUGCCAAGGGACACCUCACCUGGCGGCAAGGAGGGGGCUCUGGCCAGCCCCGGGGAGGGCUGUGUGCCCAGCGGCGCCCCUGAAGACCCCUCCCUGAAAAGCAAAGACUGCUGCAGGGGACAGCAGAAAAGUGGGGCCGAGAGCGCCGCCCAGAAAGAGCUUGCACCGUAGAGCCCGACAGCGAGCGAGUGCGCGGAGCCGCUUGGCGCUCGCUGCGCAAAAGCCGUGCCCCAGCUGUCGACUCGCUCCUCUUGCCUUGUGCCACAAGCGAAGGCAGGAAAACACAGCCUGGGCACACAGUGUUGCAGCGUAUCAAAAGCCUGCCUUCGGGCAGCUUUGCCCGUCUGAAAAAAUAAUUGUCUUUAUACUCUCCCUCUCAUGUGUUAGAAGUGAAAUAAAGGGGCACAAGUG
Messenger RNA from Aptenodytes forsteri (emperor penguin), 2212 nucleotides. It is a transcript of the gene RNF207, whose product is annotated as ring finger protein 207. Gene Ontology annotation, cellular component: perinuclear region of cytoplasm. Gene Ontology annotation, molecular function: transmembrane transporter binding; Hsp70 protein binding; zinc ion binding. Gene Ontology annotation, biological process: regulation of heart looping; regulation of cardiac muscle contraction. NCBI's taxonomy places the organism in Eukaryota, Metazoa, Chordata, Aves, Sphenisciformes, Spheniscidae. The record is from RefSeq and is a predicted model, not a curated record. The transcript is spliced from 18 exons. The coding region runs from base 131 to 1972 and encodes 613 amino acids.